AUGAUUGCUCGCGCGAGUCCCGUUGUCAAGGCGCAGCUGGGCGCCAAGCCUUCCUGCGGGGCCAAGGCGGUGCAGGCGCGCCCGGCGGCGCCGCGCGCGCGGCGCUCGGUGCGGGUGCGCGCGGAGGCGGCGGACGACGCGGUUCCGAUCGAGAAGUCCGGGAACAACUUCGCGGCGGUGAAGGACAUCGACGAGAUCAUGACCAUCCUGCCGCACCGGUUCCCGUUCCUGCUGGUGGACCGCGUGGUGCACUACGAGGCGCAGCAGCGGUGCGUGGCGAUCAAGAACGUGACGAUCAACGACAACUUCUUCCCGGGGCACUUCCCGGAGCGGCCCAUCAUGCCGGGCGUGCUCAUGGUGGAGGCGAUGGCGCAGGUGGGCGGGAUCGCGAUGCUCGACCCCGAGGACAAGGCGUCGAAGAACAACUUCUUCUUCGGGGGCAUCGACUCGUGCAAGUUCCGGAAGCCCGUCACGCCCGGCGACACCCUCGUGAUGGACGUGCGCCUGCAAAAGUUCAACAAGCGCUUCGGGAUCGCCAAGAUGGAGGCCAAGGGGUACGUCGGCGACGCGCUCGUCGUCGAGGCCGUCCUCACGCUCGUCGUCCUCUCCGGCGACCAGAAGUAG
This is a messenger RNA of Pedinophyceae sp. YPF-701, 624 nucleotides long. NCBI's taxonomy places the organism in Eukaryota, Viridiplantae, Chlorophyta, Pedinophyceae. The record is from the annotation of a GenBank genome assembly.